This is a messenger RNA of Penicillium roqueforti, 750 nucleotides long. RefSeq lists its product as uncharacterized. The record is from RefSeq and is a predicted model, not a curated record. The coding region runs from base 1 to 750 and encodes 249 amino acids. The transcript has a single exon. Lineage: Eukaryota; Fungi; Ascomycota; Eurotiomycetes; Eurotiales; Aspergillaceae.
AUGGCCGACGUCCGAUCCCUACUCCGCAGUGAAUUAGCUUCCCGCAAGGGCACAUCUCAGCCAAAUACGACAGGAAACCGGGUCACCAAAAAGCGCAAGGUUGAUAGUGGAGAUGGAGUAAUGCGAAAGAAGCUUCGCGCUGCGGAACAAGAUACAUUCCAGUCUGCCUCUGGCGCAGCAAGCAUUGAGCACACUACAGAGGAUGAAGGUUCGGAGCAAGUUGAGGAUGAUGUCGCUGGCCCAGAACCUCCACUCGACAACGAACAAGAGGUUGUUGAGUCAGCUGCAGACCUUGCAGAAGAACCAACUACGCGCCCCCGCGAAGAUCCAUCCACGCCUAUUGACGAAGAGGCAUGGGCAGCAUUUGAACGCGAGGUCGCCGCCCAGUCCGAUGAGCCCCAUGUACCAGCCGCUCUUACAGCUGAGGCCACAAUAUCCGCAGCGCCAGUGACGGCUGCAGAACUCGCUGCACAACAAGAGAGAUCGAAGACGUCGACAGCCCGCACUCGUGAGGCAGAGAUGGAAGGGGAGCGAGAGGAUGCCGCACGGCUUUUAGAGGAAGAGUUUGAUGAGAUGGAUCAGCUGGAAGAGCGGGUGCGAAGGCUCAAACACAAACGCGAGGAGCUGCGGAAAUCCCGCGCCGAAGACAAGACACAAGAUGAGCCGAUAGGAUCUGGCGCAGUGGAGCAGGUUGAGAGCGAGAGUGAAGACGAUGACGACGAGGAUUGGGAUGAUUGGAGAUUUAAAUGA